Molecule: messenger RNA, 519 nt
Organism: Scleropages formosus (Asian bonytongue)
Lineage: Eukaryota; Metazoa; Chordata; Actinopteri; Osteoglossiformes; Osteoglossidae
Product: plexin-B2-like
Exons: 5
Biological process (GO): regulation of cell migration; regulation of cell shape; negative regulation of cell adhesion
Cellular component (GO): plasma membrane; semaphorin receptor complex
Molecular function (GO): semaphorin receptor activity
Source: RefSeq, a predicted model, not a curated record
GUGCACCAGGAAGUCUGACUGCAGGAAGGCAGAAGAGGAGAAGCACUGGCUGUGGAGUCCUCAGAACCAGUGUGUGGAAAUAACAUCUUUCCAGCCACCAAAUCUGAGCUGCAAGAAGAUGCAGAAGGUUGACAUCAACGUGGCUUCUCUCCCCAGCAUUGGAGGGGAUGACAGUCUGAAAUGCAUUUUUGGCAAUUUUGAAAGUGAAGCGAAAGUGGGCGACUCAAAGGUCACUUGUGAUCUGCCGAAAGUCACCGAGAUUCCUGUCACUCCCAAAAAUAAAGAUUUCGUCCAAGUGGCCGCGAAGAUCUUUGUGAAUGACGAGGUGGAGUUGGCGUCCAGCUACUUCACCUUUUAUAACUGCAGCGCAGCCGCGAGGCAGGCGGAGAACACACCGUGCAUGUCGUGUGUGGACAGCGAGUGGAGCUGCCAGUAGAACACUCAGGAAUUCAACAGCGAUGACUCCAUGGGUGAUCACAUUAUCAAACAUAAAGAAGGAAGUAAGUGCCCAGUUUUUGA